Messenger RNA from Vitrella brassicaformis, 2081 nucleotides. NCBI's taxonomy places the organism in Eukaryota, Vitrellaceae. The record is from the annotation of a GenBank genome assembly.
CGCAUGACAUUUAGGUCAACAAACCAGCCAACCCGGUCCGAAAGGGGAGGAGAAUGAUCGAGUGAAAAAAAGUGGUCUGAUUCUGUCUGUCUGUCUGCUGUGGUUCUUCCCAUCCGUGCAGAUCUCGUGAGUCCUGUGUUCGACCAGCGGCUGCAUCGCCACAAACAAAUCACUGACUGACUUACGUCGGGUGAGCAAAACACCCGACGUAAGUCAGAGUGGCUCCAGAUGGAUGGGCUGUGUGUGUGUGUGGUGCAUGUGUGCAGACUCGAUUUCCUUUUUCGCUUAUCACAUCGCCGCUGGCUCGCCACCAGCUCACGUAAGGAGGCAAACAAGGCGCUCUAGACAUACAGCCCGUCUGCAUGUCACUCUGUGAUGUUCAUUUUGCAGACAUCUCAGUCACUCAUGGCGUCAGACUCUGUUCCCUCUCUGUGGCCCUCUCACUCAAGACGGCCUCACACACACUCAAUGACCCCACCAGGCGGCCGGCACUCGUCACACAGAUCGACAAGCAGCCGCCCACAGAGAUCCCCAAAGGCGUCAAGCUGCCGGUCGUCCUGCAGCAGCGCAUCGAGCGGGCCAUGCAACCCGAGGACCUUCAUGACCUUUUGGCCUUCGACAUUCCUGACGUGGCGGGGGCCCUCAAGACGGCCUACAUGCUGGAGCGAUGCAGCGGCCACUGGAAGGUGAUGAAGGCCUUCAUCGCCCUGGCCUUCAUCUACCGGCUCACCCCCAAUGCGACGCGGCCCCUCAUGGUGUCGGCCGAUUCGCUGCCCACCACUUUAGAGUUCGAUGAGCUGCCCCUCACCAUGGCCGCCUACAAAACAUUCGGCCACCUGCUCAGCCACCGGGGGACCAGCCUGGCGUUGCGGCGAGCUGCCAACGGUGCCUAUCGGAUCGGCGAUCAUUCGUUUCGUGUGGUGCCGCUGAGUGAGCUGCGGGCUGAGCACCCCUACCGCAGCGGAUACAAGGAUAGCGACCCCGCCAUCCGCUGGGGCCAUUAUCUCUACCCAUCAUUCACGGCAUUCAUCACGCGAACGGUUCUGAUACAGUGGUGUUACCAAAAGGGGGUGGUGAGGAAGCCACUGGGAACAGCUCGUGUCGGUCGUGACGACACUCGCUAUCGGUCCCUGCUGACGGCACCGUCCAUCGAGGGCUACAAGACCGUCGACUACAUGUACACCGUACAUGUCAGGGGACAGGAGGGCUACUACCGCCGUCGACUCAUCGUGCUCAAGGGGACGGGGGGGACCGACACGAUCGUGGCCUUUCUGUGGGUGUCCGAUGGCUGCAUCAGCCUCUUCACGACUGAGGCGCCGACAAAGGGCAGACACGUUGCAACUGCGGCGGCCGCCCGCCCUCUGCUGGCCAGCUAUGGGCUGGAUCAGCGUAUGCUGGGAUAGAUCAAUUCGAUGACGAAAUACCGGUGAGGAUGGAUGGGGGGGAGGGAGGGGGGCUGUAGGUUGUGAGGGAGAGAGAGUAGGUAUGACCGUCAUCUCAUUUCCUGUGUGCCGUGCUGCGUUGAUUUCUGUAGGUGUCGCAUUACUCUGUUGGCGUGACAGUGGGGCGGAUUGCUCCAGGUGCCCGUAAGGACGGGUGGGUCUCACCAUGAGGGAGGCCUGAUGAAGCGGGGGUGGUAGACAAGGUGGUGCUGUGGGUCCGCAGUGACCGUAGCAACCCCGGCCGUGAUGUAGGUCCCUCCCUCUCUCCCGUCUCGCUUUUAUUCUCCCCGUGCGUGUGACAGCCGGUGGUGCGUGUUGCCAAGUCACCCCCUUUUCUUCCUCUCUGUCCACCUGUCUGCCUGCCCGGUGUGCGGGUGAGGUUGCGAGUCUUCCUUGCAGACACAGAGAGGCUUCGUCUGACUUGAUUACAUGGGCGUGCGAGUGAGGAAGGUGGUUUGGUGUGUCGUCGAGAUGCCUGCCUGCAUAGAGGAUAACUGUAGUCCCUAUGAUCAUAAAACAACCUGUGUGUGUGUGUUUAUAUAUGUGAAUGCGUGAAUUGUCAGACCGGUGUUGGUUGCACCUGCAUUGCGUGUGUGUGCUGCGCAGUCUGUGACUGAUUUACAAGUGCUGAUUGCCAGG